Molecule: messenger RNA, 3557 nt
Organism: Betta splendens (Siamese fighting fish)
Lineage: Eukaryota; Metazoa; Chordata; Actinopteri; Anabantiformes; Osphronemidae
Gene: ints5
Product: integrator complex subunit 5
Exons: 4
Coding region: 168-3173 (1001 amino acids)
Biological process (GO): snRNA 3'-end processing
Cellular component (GO): integrator complex
Source: RefSeq, a predicted model, not a curated record
AUCACCGAGGAAGACUGAGCGACUUCCGGUUUCGGGGCGCCCUUUCCUUGUGCACUAGUCGCCAAAUUGGACAGAGAGAAUAACAAAAAGCUGGUGUAGUGGUUUACGUCGAAGCCCCGCAACCAAGAGGUGGGAUUGAUGCCGCUUUAACAGUAAAAGACCAAGAAAUGUCUGCAGUGUUCGAUGGGAGUCCGCUAAAAGCGAUGCAGACCUCACACACUCACGCCCCGCAGAUUGCCCUGAGUGCUCAGGAACUGUCCCAGGAGAUCAAGUCCUUUAUCAGCGGUGUUGACACUGUACAGGGCCGGAAGCUUAAUGUCCGGGAACAUGCCCGCUGUGCUGUGCGACUGCUGCGCUCCGUCCCGGCCUGUCGAGGGGCUGUCCUGGAGCAUCUCAGAGGCGUGUAUGAUGAGCAUGUCUCUGCUUUCCUCCACAACCUGGAGACCGAGGUGGAUUCCAGCUCUGGGGUCAGCUCCAACCUGGAGGACAUCAUACAGGAAGUUCAUGGCGUGUUGUCAGAGUUCAUCCGCCUCAAUCCACGGGCCUGGGCUCCUCUGGUAUCUGCCUGGGCUGUGGACUUGUUGGGCCAAUUAAGCAGCAAGCAUGCCAGGGUGGCCCCCCACUCAUCCAGCCUUAACGAACUGCUCCAACUCUGGAUGUCUUGUGCUGCCACUCGGUCCCUGAUGGAGGCUUACUCCCAGUGUUUGGCUGCAAUGCUGGCCUGGUGUCCUGACGCAUGUGUGGAUGCAUUGUUAGAUACCUCAGUUCAGCACUCCCCACAUUUUGACUGGGUGGUGGCUCACAUCGGCUCUGCCUUUCCUGGAACUAUCAUCAGCCGAGUUUUGGCAUGUGGACUUAAGGAUUUCUGCUCUCAUGGUGCUAAGGACCAAGGGCUUGUGGUUGGAGUAGAUAAAGGCAGCAGAGUGCCCAAGAUCGGCUCAGUAGUUGGAAUUCUUGGACACCUUGCAGGUCACCACUCUGACAGCAUCAGGAAGGAGCUGUUGCGGAUGUUCCAGGAAAGCCUGACUCCAUCAAGUCCUCUGUCUCCCACUCCCUCGUCAACAUCUUGGGAGAGUUCACCCCUACUCCGUCGGGCUGCGGUACCAUUUUUGCUACAACUGGCUGCGAUGUCUCCCAACCUCUUUGGUGCUGUAUCUGCAGAACUGGUCGAGCUAUUACGCCCCCCUGUUCUGCUCCAGCUACAGGGUCUGCUGCAGGGCCUCCCCAGAGAGGAACUGGACAACAUGCUGGGUUUGGCAGUCCACCUUAUUAGCCAAAGUCCAACAGGGGGAGCCCGGGUCCUCCGUUUUCUAGCAGACACAGCAACCCCAGCCUCAGUCAUCAUCUCUGGCCCUACACUUUCACCUCACGAAGGAGUCAGAGAAGGCUGUGACCGCCUCCUUCAGACGCUUCUUUUGCAUCUACACAAGCUGGUCUUCAAUCGCUCAGAUGGAGUUGAGGGAAACCCCCUUAACUCUGCUUCCUCACAGCCCCAGAGGACCAUACCCUUCUUAGAAGAGCUGCAGUCCCAUGUUGCUGAGCUCUGUGCUGAGACAUUACGACUAGAGAGGAAACGACACCUCUGGUUGCACCAGUUGCUGUGUCUGCUGUCUGUUUACGGAGGUCCUAGUGUGGCCACUGAGACCCUCUGCCAGCUACUCACCCAGGCCCGGAACCCAGAAGAGUUGGCUCUGGCCUGGCAGCUCCACACUACUCUGUCUUCUAGCAUGGCUGGACUCAUCCCUGCCGCUAUAGCUCGCUGCGUGGCCCAGAUACAUACACACACACUGGGACCCCGGCAGCUGAGGCAGCUGCUGCUUAACCUAGCUGCAGCCAUCCAGAGUCAGGAUGAAGAGAGAAGAGGAGCGGCUGGCGCCCAGUCCACCAUGGCAGUCCAGGUGGGCUCAUCCGUCUCGGGACACCUCCAUGAUUUUGUCCCCCUCCUUCUCCACGGUGACCCAGCUGUAUCUCAUGCUGCAGUGCGCCUUCUGUCCUGUAGCCCACUACCUCGCACUUCCUCCCCAGCACACCUGCUGCUGCUUUCGCGUGUAGCUGUUACCCAUUUUUUCCUGGUGUUGCGGAGGAGAGGAGAAGGGGGCAAGGUGGGGAGAGAUGGGGGGCAGGCAAAUGAGGCAGUGAACUGUUCAGUCCUGCUGCUGUCUCGUUUCGCAGCUUAUUCCCCCCUCACUCUAAAAGCAGUACUUCAGCAGUUGGUCGAGGGGGCUCUGCAUAAGGGCAACACUGACCUGUUCGGUGGACAGAUUGUAGAUACUUCUGGUGCUCCUGUUCCUGCCUCUACGCCAUCGUCUGACCUUGGAGCCUCCCUGCUUGAUAUCAACUGCCGAUUUGGUACCACUGUCAACUUUUCUGGCAGUGUGUGGUCUGUAUUUCAUGCUGGGGUGAUUGGCAAGGGGCUGAAGGCUCGCACUAUCACACAGCUCCCUGACCCCUCUGGAGUCAUACAGAACAUCCAGACUCUGCUUUCUGUGAUAGUCCAGUGUUGCAGCUCCUCUGGUUUCAACGGCUCUCGACCACCAUCUGAUCCAGACGAACCUGCACCCAUCAAUGCUGAAGCAGCCAAGGUUGUUGCGGUCACAAUGGUGGAAAAUGUCUGUCCGGAUGUGGCCAAUGGGGAGCUGUCCUGGCCCCCAGAAGAGCACGCCCGCACCACCGUGGAGCGAGACAUCCACAUUCGACGUUGCUUUGAGGCCCACCCGGUGCUCUUUCCUUUGCUUCAGCUGGUGGCAGCCGGACGGCCGGCUCUCUGCUACUGCUCAGCUGUUCUCAGAGGCCUCCUGGCCACUCUGCUGGCUCACUGGGAGGCAUCCCGUGAAGCAUCAUCCACAGACUCCCCAUGGCACCUCCAGGUCUCCUGCCUCCUGGUGUCCUGCAUGGGAGAGGGUCAGCUCCUACCUCCUGUCCUGGCCAAUGUCCACGAAGCCUUCCCUCACCUUAGUCCCUUCGAGGUGAGGCUGCUGCUUCUGGCUGUGUGGGAGUAUGUGAGGGGCAAUGGGCCCAUGCCCCAGAAGUUUGUCUUCAGUUCAGAGAAGGGCCUGUUCUGCAGGGAUUUCUCACGUGAUGGUGAUGUGGCAAGAUAUGUGGCACCAAUUCACAGCGUCCUUCAUAAAAAUAUUGAUAGACUGGGACACUUGUGUUGGAGGUUCCAGCUUUAAACUGUGUGCACCAUUUGACAAAGUAAACAGUCUACUAAAUGGACUUCAGCGUUGUACUGCUCUAAUAAUGGACAGACGAACAAUAUUGUAUGUUUAUGUACAUUUUGUACUAUUUUUACACUUGAUGUGUUUCUGAGUAGUUGUUUUUGUGAAAAAGACAAGCGGACAAAAGAAGGGGCUCUUCAGUACAAUAUUUGAAUUUCCUGGUUAAUUCGUUCAAACAAACACAGCCUUUGUGUUAUUUCAGUUAGAAAACAUGGCUCUUUCAAGGCAUUUAUAUAUUCUGAUAUUUUCAUGCUCUAAAUAGAAACCUGUUUCUUUUACUUUGUGUACUUGUUCUUUCAACCACUUUACAAAAUAAAUCAAUGAAUAUUGUUGUCGCUA